AUGUCCCUACCGACUCAUUUCAAGCUUAACACUGGCGCCCCGAUCCCCGCCGUGGGACUUGGCACAUGGAGAUCUGAACCUGGUCUGGUACGGCAGGCAGUCUCUUUCGCCCUCAAGAAUGGAUAUCGUCACAUCGAUGCAGCACUGAUAUAUGGAAACGAGCACGAAGUUGGCCAGGGCAUCAAGGACAGUGGUGUCCCCCGCGAAAACAUCUUCAUCACCAGCAAGCUAUGGAACACCCAUCAGCCCAACGUCGCAGAAGGUCUCCAGAAGACACUUGACGCUUUAGGCACGGACUACCUUGAUCUCUACCUCAUUCACUGGCCGGUCCGACUUGUUCCUAAUGAGUCGAGCGAGCUUCUGCCCGUCAAUCCAGAUGGCACACGAUCGGUCGACCGAUCCUGGGACCAGAGUGAGACCUGGCGCCAGAUGGAGGAGGUAUAUAAGUCCGGUAAAGCCAAGGCGAUUGGCGUGGCCAACUGGUCAAUCCCCUACCUGGAGGAGCUCAAAAAGAAGUGGACUGUGAUCCCAGCUGUCAAUCAAGUCGAGUUGCAUCCUUUCCUUCCUCAGCAGGCACUGAAGGAGUGGUGCGACAAGCAUGGGAUCCUCCUUGAGGCCUAUUCGCCGCUUGGCUCUGACGGCGCUCCGCUUAUGUCCGAUUCCGUUAUCCAGGGGAUCGCUAAAAAGAAUGAUGUAUCACCCGCCACGGUACUCAUCAGCUACCACGUCAACAGGGGCGUGGUUGUACUACCCAAAUCUGUUAAGGAGAAUCGAAUCGUGAGCAACAGUCAAGUCAUCCCUCUUUCCCAUGAGGACAUGGAUGUGCUCAAUGGCCUGGCUGCCCAGGGAAAGGCGAAGCGUAUCAACACACCUCUGUUUGGUUGGGAUCUUGGAUUCGAUGACUGGUACAGUCAGUAA
Molecule: messenger RNA, 918 nt
Organism: Aspergillus caelatus
Lineage: Eukaryota; Fungi; Ascomycota; Eurotiomycetes; Eurotiales; Aspergillaceae
Product: putative glycerol dehydrogenase (GCY1)
Exons: 7
Coding region: 1-918 (305 amino acids)
Cellular component (GO): cytosol
Molecular function (GO): aldose reductase (NADPH) activity
Source: RefSeq, a predicted model, not a curated record